AUGGGACACAACUCCGAUAAGAUGUAUGUGACCCACUCGGAGCACGCGAUGGGGUCGCAUACCGCUGGAAUGACCGGCAAGAGGGCAGAGUCGGGCAAGAGCGAGAUUCAACGACUACCAUUCGACUCUUGCGCGCUGUCUCUCCAGCCAUUUCGGAAUCCCGUAGCCGUCAUUGCCGACACCGCUGAAGGGGAGGCACCAAGAGCAGACGUCUUUGAUCUACUGAACAUUGUGCCUUACGUGCGGAAGUUCAAGACGAAUCCGGUCUCUGGUAAAUUUAUGGACACAAGCCAGCUCAUCAAGCUCAACUUCUUCAAGAACUCAGAAGGCAACAUGCACGACCCCAUCACCUACAAGGUGUUCUCGCCUCACGUGCACCUGGUCUUCCUCCGCAAUACCGGCAACGUCUUCGAUAUGGCUUCACUCCAGCUGCUUGCCAUCAAGUCGAAGACAUGGCGCGACCUAGUCAAUGACGAGCCUUUCACGCGGAAAGACAUCAUCACUAUUCAGGAUCCGGAGAAUCUCGGCGCGAGGGAUCUGAGGGAGUACGACUAUGUCAAGAAGGACAAGAAGGUCGAGGAGGGCGACCUGGAGGGCGACCCGCUGAGGGGCAUCAACGUCGACGCUGCUGGAGGCGCUGGCAAAGUUCUGAAGAUGCUGGCGGACAAGACAAGAGCUGAGCAAGCCGCCUCAGUCGUGCCUGCACCUGUGAAGAAAGAGGAGAAGAAGGAGGGCGUAGUGGCCAAGCGAAGAGCAGAUCAACAAGCCUAUAACUCGACAAAUUUCAGUACCGGUCGUACAGCUGCGGCACUGACGAGUACCGCCCUUCUGCCUGAGAUCGGUAACGAGCGUGCCCUGCUGGACGAGGAGGAAUAUAUGUUUGAUGAAUUGAAGAAGCCCGUCAAGGAGAAGGAGCGCUUAAAGUCGAAAGCCUACUGUACGAUAAUGACGAAUUACGGCGGUCUCAACUUCGAGUUGCACGGGGAUCGAGCACCAAAGACGGUGUACAACUUUGUCCAGCUCGCCAAGCAGGGCAAGUAUGACGAUACAUCUUUCCACCGACAUGUACCUGGCUUCAUGAUACAAGGAGGUGAUCCUACCGGGACGGGCAAAGGAGGUGAAAGUUACUGGGGCGAGCCGUUCAGAGAUGAGUUCAGCGAGAAGGGCGCGUAUAAGCACGACGCAAGAGGUGUAUUGGCAAUGGCAAAUUCUGGUCCGCGAUCAAAUACCUCCCAAUUCUUCAUCCUCUUUCGCGCCGCCGACCACCUCGACGGCAAGCACACCGUGUUCGGUAAAUUGGUCGGCGGCGAGUCUGUCCUGGACAAGAUAGAACGAAUCGCACCGAAUCCAACGACCGACCGUCCCGUCAAGCCAAUAACGAUAACGGGAAUUCAGGUCCUCACCGAUCCUUUCGACGAGUACAAGAAGCGGCUAGCGGCCAAGCUUGAACGGCAGGAUCAGAGCGAGGAUGCGCUGAGAAAGAGGGAGGAGAGACAAGCGGAGAGGGAUAAGGACCGGACGACGUGGUUGGGGACGGAUUUGGGCGAGAGGGGGAUGGCGAGGGAUGAGCUGGACCGGAAGCGCCGGAGGGAGGAAGAAGGUGGGGUGGGAAAGUACCUCGGUCCGGGAGCGGCGGCGAGAGUGGGGAAUUCCGCGGUACCGGCGGUAGGCGAGUUUGGAGUGGAGAAGAAGAAGCGGAAACAGGGCGGAUUUGGGGAUUUCUCGGGGUGGUGA
Dioszegia hungarica is the source of this 1734-nucleotide messenger RNA. RefSeq names its product peptidyl-prolyl cis-trans isomerase-like 2. Gene Ontology annotation, cellular component: catalytic step 2 spliceosome. Gene Ontology annotation, molecular function: ubiquitin-ubiquitin ligase activity; peptidyl-prolyl cis-trans isomerase activity. Gene Ontology annotation, biological process: protein polyubiquitination; protein peptidyl-prolyl isomerization. NCBI's taxonomy places the organism in Eukaryota, Fungi, Basidiomycota, Tremellomycetes, Tremellales, Bulleribasidiaceae. The record is from RefSeq and is a predicted model, not a curated record. The transcript has 12 exons. Bases 1 to 1734 code for a protein of 577 amino acids.